AUGGCUCCUCAGAAUAUCUCUGAAUUUCUUGCAAACUCUUCCUGCGCAGCCUCCGCAGCCCCCGCUGCCUCCAAUGCCUCCUCCUCGUCUUGCGGCCCUGUUCCCCUCGCCUCCGUCGCUAGUCUGAUCGGCUUGAGCGAGAAUUCUAUCAAUAGUCUGUAUUGGCUUGGCGUUUUGGCGUGCCUUGGAUACCUCUUUGUAUACCUGGUUACCAUCAUAACCAACUACCGCCUCAAGAUAAAGGAGAUGGAGUUAGGUGUCUUUCUCGCCGCUGCCCAGUCCGAUGAGCAGACCCUGAGACUCUCUUACCUCCUCAGGCAGACACGUAAGUUACACUCUCUGGGGGUAUGGGGCUUGUGGAUUGGCAGGUCCUGUACUGACCAGACAAUGUGUGUAGACGACAGACCCUUCCUGCUUGUGUACAAGAGUCGCAACGACCGUGAUUCCAUGGAACAGGUCACCGUGGGCGGGAAGGUCCUUUUAGUCGGGUUUCCCUUGGGUGGAAACAAGCCUCCCUCGCUGACGUAA
This is a messenger RNA of Penicillium cataractarum, 528 nucleotides long. RefSeq lists its product as uncharacterized. The transcript has 2 exons. The coding region runs from base 1 to 528 and encodes 175 amino acids. NCBI's taxonomy places the organism in Eukaryota, Fungi, Ascomycota, Eurotiomycetes, Eurotiales, Aspergillaceae. The record is from RefSeq and is a predicted model, not a curated record.